Neohortaea acidophila is the source of this 917-nucleotide messenger RNA. RefSeq lists its product as uncharacterized. Lineage: Eukaryota; Fungi; Ascomycota; Dothideomycetes; Mycosphaerellales; Teratosphaeriaceae. The record is from RefSeq and is a predicted model, not a curated record. The coding region runs from base 129 to 893 and encodes 254 amino acids. The transcript is spliced from 4 exons.
AACCUUUGUUGCUGCUAAUAUUCUAAGCACUGCUUGCGUUUGGAAGAAUCUUGAAUAUAUUCGAAUACUCAGAAGCACUUGUUCAGAUACACCCGUCCAACUCUCAAUUCCCCAUCCAAUCCUCCAUCAUGGUUUAUCUACUCAAAGGACGUAACAUCCUCAUCACCGGUGGCUCACGAGGCCUCGGCGCCGAAAUCGCGCGCAAGUUCGCCGCCCAAGGCUCCAACAUCGCCAUCAACUACGCCAACGCCGAAGGGCCAGCCAAAGCGCUCGCCUCAGAGUUGGAAUCCGCACACGGCGUCAAAACAGCCGUCAUCCAAGGCGACGCAACGGUAAUGGACGACUGCGCGCGCUGCGUGAAAGAGACCAUCGCCGCCUUCGGCGGACUAGACGGCAUCAUCGCCAACGCAGGCUGGACGCGCUUCUCCGACUUCGCCGACCUGGACUCGAUGAAAGACGACGAGUGGAACAAGUGCUUUGCAGCACAAGUCCUGGGGCCUAAACGCCUGAUCCAAACGGCGCUGCCGACGUGGAAGGCGAAUGCCGAGGGCGGCUUCAUGAUUAUUACCUCCAGCAUUGCCGCGCAGAGUAUUGGCGGCAGCAGCAUGCCGUACAGCGUGACCAAGUGCGCACAGGUGCACUUUAUGAAGUGCGUGGCCAAGACGCAGGGGCCGAAGUUGCGGAUUAAUGCUGUGCUGCCCGGGCUGCUGCUGACGGAUUGGGGGAAUAAGUUUGGGGAUGAGCGGUUGAGGACGCUGAAGGAUGCGGCGGCGUUGAAGAAGGAGACUGUGGUUGAGGAGUGCGCGGAGAUGUUUGUGGCGAUUGCGCAGAACACUUCGAUGACCGGCGCGGACGUGACUGUUGAUUCCGGUCUGAACUGUGGAAACAUGUAGAUGUAUGGGAGGAGAGUGACGCGC